CUAUGACUAUGCAAACAAUUUUCAAUUAAUAUAACCACUUGUCGCUAGAGGGUAAUAGUGUUUGUAUUUCUAGUAAUAACACGGAAUUUUCAGUGGCGUGACGUAUUUCUGACGUGUUUUUUGUGGAGUUCUUUUGCAAACAUAGAUUAAUAUUAUCAUAUACGUUACUCAUUGCAUUCAAUUGCAAAAUAUAAUAAUAAAAAAAGUGUUAAAUAUAACUAUAUUUAAUUUUAUAUUUUGGAGAAACGAAGAAUUAAAAAAUGUCUUUUGUAUCGCCUAUGCCUAGUCGAGAAUUUCUGUGGGAUGUUUUUCAAAGAGUUGAUAAAGACAGAUCUGGUGCAAUAACUGCAGAAGAGUUGCAACAAGCACUUUCAAAUGGGACUUGGACACCAUUUAAUCCAGAAACAGUGCGUUUAAUGAUUGGUAUGUUUGAUAUUGACAAAACUGAUCCUGAUUCUUCAGGUAUGUUUGAUAAAAACCAGAAGGGAACAGUUAGUUUUGAAGAAUUUGGAGCUUUAUGGAAGUAUGUAACAGAUUGGGAAAAUUGCUUUCGGUCAUUUGAUCGGGACAACAGUGGAAAUAUUGAUAGAAAUGAAUUAAAAACAGCUCUAACAAAUUUUGGAUACAGAUUAUCAGACCAAAUUAUAGACACUCUUAUACGCAAAUACGACAGAGCUGGUCGUGGUACUAUAUAUUUUGAUGACUUUAUUCAGUGCUGUGUAGUUUUAUAUACAUUAACUUCUGCCUUCAGGCAGUUAGACACAGAUCUGGAUGGUGUAAUUACAAUUCACUAUGAACAGUUCCUAGGCAUGGUAUUCAAUCUUAAAAUAUAAGACAGUUUUAUGCUUCACUGUUAUACUUGCCUAUACUUUGCUGUGGUACUAUUUAUCAUAUAAAUACGAAUACGAAUUAUUAAAUGCCAAAUUUGGAAAUUAAAAUUUAUUCGGAAAAAUUUCUUCCAUGUCGAAUUGCAAGUUUUAUAUAUUUGAUGUGCUUGUAUGUUGAAUCGUAAUUAAAAGAUUAUAAAAAAUCA
This is a messenger RNA of Frieseomelitta varia, 1033 nucleotides long. It is a transcript of the gene Alg-2, whose product is annotated as programmed cell death protein 6. The record is from RefSeq and is a predicted model, not a curated record. Bases 261 to 833 code for a protein of 190 amino acids. The transcript has 4 exons. Gene Ontology annotation, molecular function: calcium ion binding. Lineage: Eukaryota; Metazoa; Arthropoda; Insecta; Hymenoptera; Apidae.